Aspergillus welwitschiae is the source of this 5520-nucleotide messenger RNA. Its product is annotated as ABC-2 type transporter-domain-containing protein. The transcript has 2 exons. The record is from RefSeq and is a predicted model, not a curated record. Gene Ontology annotation, cellular component: membrane. Gene Ontology annotation, molecular function: ATP hydrolysis activity; ATP binding; ABC-type transporter activity. Gene Ontology annotation, biological process: transmembrane transport. Bases 1 to 5520 code for a protein of 1839 amino acids. NCBI's taxonomy places the organism in Eukaryota, Fungi, Ascomycota, Eurotiomycetes, Eurotiales, Aspergillaceae.
AUGCAACUGGGGUUCUCACAUACAUCGAGGGUCACUGAACGGGAGGUGUCUUCUGAAGUGCGAACCUAUAGUGGAUAUGCAGAAGGCACGGCAGCUGUUUCUCAAGUGCAGAAUGUGUCUUAUGAGAAUGCUGAAACAAUCCAGUCUGAAAUGAUGGAAAGAAACAUCUCUUUCUCUAACCCGCAAUCGUCGUUCUCAAAUGCUAUAUCAGCUUCGGGUGUCACUCGAAGGGAGGUGGCUACUGAAGCGCAAAUCUACGAAGGAUAUACGGAAGAAACGUCAACUCAAGGGCAGGAUAGUUCUCGAGAGCAUGCUGGAUCUAUGCAGUUUGAGAUGAUAGAAAGCCCUAUCUUGUCCCCCACCAUGCAAUCGAGCUUCUCGAAUGCGACAUCGGAAUUCAGAAUCACUGGAAGCGGGGUGGCUGCUAAAGCGCGGACCUACAAUGAAUAUACAGAAGAAGAAACAUCAGUUAUUUCUCAAGGGCAGGAUACGCCAUCGGGGCUCCGUUCCACGUCGCGGUUCGCCCAGGAGAUUUCCGAAGCAGAUGGGAACAAAUCAUCCAAACCGAGCGUCAUACCACCACAUGUUGAAUCUAAAACAGAGUUUAGUGCGGUGGAAGGGCAAAAUGACACUACGGACUAUACUGACGGUCAGAGCGACACGAUGGUUCACGCACAGACCACUUCAUCAGGGUUCCUGUCUACAGAAAGCCCUGAGAGCGUAAAGGCCCAAGCCAGCGUUACUCAGACUACGGAACCAGAUGUUGCCCUCCGGGAGACAAAAGCCAGUGGGAUAACUGGAGCAGCUCAAAUCAGCGAAAAAAGAAAAGGGACCUUUCUCAUAUCACACGCGGAACCUGCUUCAUUCUCACCAACCAUCGCACCCGAAGUGAAGGAGCUAGAGACAGAAAGGGAGGCAGCUAACCCACAAGAAGAAAAGGAAGGAGACACUUAUCAAACUGCCCAGCAGUUGGAUCAAAGUGUGUGUAUUAGCCCGACACUCGCGACUGAGGAUAGGGAUAUAAGUGAAGAUGAGCCUUCAAAGAAAGUCAUUGAUGAAGAUACCGUUCUAUCCCAUAGUGGGCCCACUUCGUCCUCGGAUGUGGUGCACACAGUAGGAGAGAAAGAUGUCAUAUGCGAAGAAAAUCAUCAUAACGAAAUUGCUGUUGAUGAGAGAAAUUCGAUAUCCGAAGUUGGAUCUCUGUCAUCAAAACGAUCCCGAAUGGCAGACCAGAAGAUCAACAAUAUGUUAAUCUAUACAGAAACCCGUGCUUCUCUAGAUCCAACCGAGAAGUUACAUCUUAUCAAGCUUGCCAAUGAUGAAGUCUUUGCUCGUCUAAGUCAACUGACCAAUGCCUCGUCCGGCAAGCCGUAUCUUAGCCCAGAAUGCCGAGAUUUCGGUUUAUACGGGUGGCUUCGAAAUAUCAUGCACAUCUUUAACCAUGGCACAUACAAAGAGAUCUCGGCAAUGAGAUUUCAAAACCUACGUGUUCUGGGAACUAGGCCCCAGGUUCAUCGUAACCUGACGGCUCUGGGCGUCUUUUCCGCCCUACUGCGUCCGCGAGAAACAUUCAGCCCGAGCCGCAAAUCCCCCAAGGAGAUCAUACGGAAUCUAAAUGGCGUGUUAGAUCAUGGAGAACUGCUGCUUGUCUUAGGACGGCCUGGAGCUGGAUGCAGUACUGUCGCAAAAUCAUUGUGCGGAGAGCUUAAUGGCUUGAAGCUGGGUCCUGAAUCGGUUAUUCAUUACAAUGGCAUUCCACACCAGCAGGCACCUAGUAAUGUCAAGAGCGCGAUGCUUUAUAGCUCCGGAACCGAAAAACAUUUCCCGCAUUUGACGGUUGGACAGACUUUGGAGUUUGCAGCAUCUGUCCGAGCUCCCAUCCAAAAUCUCCAGGGAAUAACGCGGACAGAAUAUGCAAAAGCUAUGACGAAAGUUGUUAUUGCCGUCUUCGGUCUGAGCCACACGUACAGCACUCAAGUCAAAGAUGUGACAGAAGAUGAGCGCAAGCGAGUCAGUAUUGCCGAGAUUAUCCUGUCGGGAGCAUCUUUAGCUGCAUGGGACAAGUCAACUCAGGGCCUAGCUCUAACAGAGGCAUUGAAGUUUGUGCAGUCUUUGCGGCUGGCGGCAGAUUUGGGCUCAUCAUCCCACGUUGUAGCUGCAUAUGAAGCCAGCGAAGCAAUGUAUGGUCACUUUGACAAAACCUUGUUGUUAUACGAGGGCCGCCAGAUAUUUUACGGCCCUUCUUCUGAAGCCAAGGGCUUUUUCGAGCGCCAAGGGUGGUAUUGCCAUCCACAGCAGGGUACUGCCGAAUUUUUGACCUCAAUUACCAAUCCCACAGAGAGGCAGCCACGUCGGGAUAUGGAGAACAGAGUUCCCCGAACUUCGGAAGAGUUUGAGACGUACUGGUGCCAGUCCGCAGAGUAUCAAGAGCUGCAGAGGGAGAUGAGUGAUCAUAAGCAGAUAACGGUGUCCCACUCGAGAGAACAACUGCCAAAUCCUAAUCUGGACGAACAACAGAAGCAGCCAGUCCAAAAACAGAAUAAUUGGCAGUACCCUAGUCUGAUGCUGCAAGUCAGACUGACUAUAAUACGCGCUUUUCAGCGUGUUUGGAACGAACGUGCUUCAGCAGCAUGCAAGAUCACAGUUAACUUCAUUAUAGCGCUGCUUAUUGGCUCAAUGUUCUACAACACUCCUGCAACGACAGCCGGAUUUUUCUCCAAGGGUGCAGUGCUCUUUUACCUAGUGAUGCUCAACUCUCUUCUACCACUUACCGAGUUGACCAGUCAGCUUUCCCAGCGUCCGGUGGUGGAAAAACAUGCCUCAUUUGGCUUCUACCAUCCCAUGGCCGAAUCACUAGCCGUGCUCCUGAGUGAAAUCCCAAUUAAUUUUCUACUUGUCUUGGUGAACACUAUUGUCAUCUAUUUCAUGAGCAACCUUCGUCGUGAACCUUCGCAAUUCUUCAUAUGCUUCCUGAUCAACUUCGUGUUGAUCCAUGUGACAAGUGCAGCCUUUCACAUGACAGCAGCAGUAACAAAAACGCUCGCGCAAGCACAAGCUCUUGCUGGGAUGCUGGUACUUUGGGUUUUCAUAUUUACGGGCUUCAUUAUCCCCGUCCCUCGGAUGCAUCAUUGGUUCGAAUUCGUCCAUGAUAUCAACCCCGUCUACUACGCAUAUGAAGCCCUAGUCGCCAACGAGUUCCACGGUAGGGAGUUUGGAUGUGCUGAGUUCAUACCAUCUCAGCCCAACCUCCAGACGAACGCAUAUAUCUGCUCAGCUGUCGGAGCUCUCGCUGGCCGUCGUACAGUUAGUGGUGAUGAUUAUAUCUGGCAGACCUACAGGUAUACCUACGACCACGUGUGGAGAAAUUUUGGUAUUCUUAUUGUUUUCCUGGUCGGUUGGAUGGGUCUAUAUUUCGUUGCGACGCAAUUUAUUUCACACCCAAGUAUCCAUUCUGGAAGUCUUUCUUUGCUUCACAGAAGUACAUCUGCUUGCCUUAGGCACGAAGAGCAUCGCAAAGAGGACGAAGAAGCUGGGAAAGGUUCUGUGACUCCAGGCCAAGAUACCAUUGGCAAUGUGGGAUUGAAUGAUUUUAGUUUCAUUGAGCCUCAGCGAAACAGUUUGAGCUGGCGCGAUGUGAUAUACGAAACAAACACAAGCAGUGGAAACCAUCGGAUCCUGGACAAGGUGACUGGCUGGGCUAAGCCAGGGACAAUCACCGCAUUGAUGAGCCUUAACAGUGAACAGAAGACGGAGUUACUCAGAGUGUUGGCGCAACGUACCACAAUAGGAGCUGUCAGUGGGGACAUUCUCUUCAACAACUGCCUUUUGAGCCCGAGUUUCCAGCGGAAAUUCGGGUAUGUUCAACAGCAGGAUAUUCAUUUGAAAACGGCGACGGUUCGUGAGGCUUUGCGUUUCAGCACAUUGCUACGUCACGCAGACUCCGUCUCCAAGAGAAGCAAAUACACAUAUGUCGAGCAAAUAAUCAAGGCACUGGAUAUGGAGGAUUACGCCGAGGCUGUUAUUGGAGUUGUUGGAGAGGGCUUGAACGUCAAGCAGCGGAGGGUUUUGAGUAUUGGAGUAGAGUUGGCCGCAAAGCCCGAAAUUCUGUUCGUGGAAGAGCCUGACAGCGGCCUUGACGUGCAAAGUUCACGCACAAUCUAUCGUAUCCUCCAGAAAUUGGCCGACGCCGGACAAACGAUCAUCUGCACAAUGCAACCCAGCUUGAUGGCAUUCAAGCAAGUAGACCAGCUCCUAUUUCUCUCCAGCGAGGGUAGAACUGUAUACUUCGGACCCACCGGCAAGAAUGCACAAACUCUGCUAGACUAUCUCGAAUCAAACGGUGCCCCCCGGACCCGCACAGAAGAGGAAGACUCCGCCAGCUACAUAGUUGAAACCCUUUCCACCGCCACCAAUAAACACGGGGAGGCCUGGUCGGAUGUCUGGGUCAGAAACAACAAAGUCGACCCUAUCCGCGAAGACUUCGAGAGUAUCAACACCCUGAACAAUCCAACAGAAGACAAAGAAUACGCCAUUCCACUACACCUCCAAUUCCCCAUCGUCUUCCGCCGAACCCUUCAAUACUACUGGCGCUCACCCCUCUACAUCAUAUCAAGAAUACUCCUCCAAAUAUGCGCCGCACUCAUCAUCAGCUUCUCCUUCUACAAACACGGCACCUCGAUAAGCGGCCUCCAAGAAACCAUCUUCUCCGCGUUCAUGAUCUGCACUCUGUUCGUCCCCCUCGUCCACCAAAUCACCCCUCUCCUCACCAAACAACACUUCAUAUACGAAACCCGCGAACGCCACCCAAAAACCUACUCCAGAUUAUCCCUCCUCCUCUCCAUAAUCCUCACCGAACUUCUCUACCAAAUCAUCCUCAGCAUCUGCGUCUGGGUAAGCUACUACUACCCCAUCUCAGGAACUACCCAAUCAUCACCCCGCCAAGGUCUCGUCCUCCUCUUCUUCAUCCAAUUCUUCAUCUACGCGAUAACCUUCGCUCUCCUGGCGGUCCCAACCUCCACCCUCAUAACAGGUAUAUGCUCUUUCAUGGCCCUCACCUUCAACGGCGUUAUGCAGCCGCCCCACGCUCUCCCCGGUUUCUGGAUGUUCAUGUACCGCGUCUCCCCGUUUACGUACUUCGUUGCUGGAGUGACAUCAACUCAGCUCCAUGGUGUCCCGGUUAAUUGCACCAGGACGGAGAUGGCGGUGUUUGAUCCGCCUUCGGGGCAAUCGUGUAUCGAGUAUCUGAGUGAUUAUUUGCGGACGGUGCCGGGGCAGUUGAUGAACCCGGAUGCGAUGAGGAGCUGCAAGUAUUGUCCGUACUCGGUUGCGGAUCAGUUCCUGGCGGAGAGGGAGUAUCGGUAUGAUCGGAGGUGGAUGGAUUUUGGCGUCGGGUGGGCUUUUGUGGGGUUUAAUGUUGGGGUUGCCGGGUUGGUUUAUUAUGUUUUUUGGGUGAGGAGGUGGAGGCCGGGGUUUGGGGCGAAGAUUAUGGGGUGGAGGAGGAGAGUGAGUGGGUGGUGGUAA